GAUAUGAUGUGGGACCUCUUCUACGAAAAGUCUGCAGUGCAGCUGGUGUACCGAAUAUGGAGGACGAUGUACAAUCAUAAGACUGUCAACAAAGACACGCAGCUGAGGCUCGGCUACAUAAAGUUUAUCAGCGAAGAGAUGAUUUUCUUCAUAACGGCAGCUAACGGUCUUUGCCACACUGCUAACCCCAAGUUUGCCUCUAAGGAAGAGCAAGAACUAGCCCCAAAAAGGGUGAAUUCUGUGCUCCACAGCAAACUACUGGGCCAAAGCAUGCUCUGCAGUGAAAAGCGAGAACUUUACAGACCACCUUGCCGGGGUCUCUUCCAAGAACUUGAGCGUGUGGACGAAGCAUUGUGGACCGUAGAAAGUUGGCGGAAUGCCAAGAAAGUGCUCGUGGAAUAAAACAUUCGGUGU
Messenger RNA from Dermacentor andersoni, 414 nucleotides. RefSeq lists its product as uncharacterized. Lineage: Eukaryota; Metazoa; Arthropoda; Arachnida; Ixodida; Ixodidae. The record is from RefSeq and is a predicted model, not a curated record.